AACCAUGUUAUCUGCAAUAGUUUUUGAGUUAGGAAAUGGUCAUCUAUACUCUUUAGAAAUUCCAAGGAUGUUUUAGUACUGGCAGCAUGAAACCUGCAUCAUAUGUCACUCGAAUUGAAGACCUCCAUGAACAUAUUUUUUUCUACGUUACAGAUAGGCUCAACAAUGUUACAAAUGGAGAAAGAACUAAAUGAACUUCUUGUGAGGAAAGAACAAGAAUGGAAAGAGCUACAAGCUCGCCAUCUCUGUUUUCAGAAGACAACAUUGCAGGAUACCAGAAAGCAGCUCCAAGAAAUGCAUAAAAAAUUCAAUAGGUUAAAAGAAGAUUUCACCUAUAAUCUGAAAAUUCUGGAAGAGAGAGACAGAGAACUGGAGCGCUAUGAUGCCAUGUUUACUCAUUUGAAAAUGGCUGAAAAUGCUAAACAGGCAGAAGUUAGCGAUCUUAGGAUACAGCUGGAUAAGCUGCAACAAACACUUCUCAAGGAAACCCAGAAACAAGAGGCUCUGCAGUACCAAUAUCAACAAAAACUUAAAGAACAUCAGUUAGAGAUGGAGCGGCUGCACAGUUCUAAGGUUUCUGACAUUGACCAUCACUGUGAGGAGUAUAAGAAGCUGAAACAGCAGUUGGAGAGAAAACUCCAAGAAGUGGAAGGAGAGCUUGCUUUGCAGAAACAGGAGCUGCUAGUGGAAUUUGGUGCAGAAAUUAAAAAGAGAGAACAUGCAUUUCGACAGCGGGCAGAUGAAAUGAGUAAUUUAGUUCUUUCUCAUGAACUGAAGGUGAAGUUGUUGACCAGAGAACUGGAGGCUCUGAAAGAGGCUGGGAUGAAAGCUGCAGAAUCAUUGCAAAUAGCAGAAACUACUAAUUUGAAGUUGGAGAAAGAGGCCAAAUGCAAGGACUGGGAACUUAAAGAUCUUGCAGCUGUGAAAGAUGCUCAGAUACAGGAUUUAGAAUGUAAACUUCAUUUAGUAUACCAGACCUGGCAAAAAGAAGAGGAAACAUUUCAGAGAAAACAUGAGGUGCUAGAUCGCUUUGCGAAGGAAAAGGAUGCAGUACUGGCUUCAGUGAAAGAAGUCCAUGCUGAGCAAAUACAGAAGUGGGAAAAUCAGAUAAGAGAACUGCAAAUAAGUCAUGAAACUCUGGAAAUGGAGCUGCGUAGAAGGGAAUGGAAGCAUGCAGAUUGUUUGAAAGAGAAAGACACUGUUAUUGAAAAGCUUCAAAGAGAGCUAACAACACUGAAAACAAGCUGGGAUUCUCAUCUAGCUCAAAUCUCCAAAGAGACUGUUUCUAAAGACCUUCAAAUUCAGUCAUUGCAUGAGGAGGAGGUGAAGCUGAGGGCAGAAUUGGCCAGAUUCCAGCAGGAUAUAGAAAGGUAUAAGCAGCAACUGUCUCUGGCAGCAGAACGAGAGCAGAUUCUGGAACGGGCUAAAGUGCAAGCAGAACUGGACUGGCAGCGGCGCUGUGAAAAUGCUGAAAGAAAUCAAUAUCAGAAAUCAGAGGAUCUAAUACAGAGCCUGUCAACAGCAAGGGACCAGGUUACAGCUCAGCUACAAGAGAAGGAAAAGAAGCUGUGUGAAAUGGAAACAGUCCUGUCUGCUUUGACCUUUGAAAGAGACCAAGCAGUGCAGGCUCUUCAGAAACAUGGUAUAUUGCCUGAAGGAGAGAAACAGAUGUUUCUAGGUGGUGAUAAAGGAGUUCUUGGAAAAGAUUUUCCUGCCACAGAGAUCCAAAGAUUAAAGGAACAGAACACCAGCCUGCGGGCUGCUAUUGCAGAAAUGAGGAAAGAAAUGGAGACUCUCAGUGAUCAGACAGCAUCCUCGUUCCCCAGGAAAGAAAAUAUACAAUAUACACAGCAAACUGCCAAUGAUGCUAAGGCUGCUACAGUCAUAUUUACUCCUGAUUAUGUUCAAUCCCUGGAAGAGGAAAUAAGAAAGUUAAAGCAUAAAUACUGGAUAAUGGAAGAGCAACUAGAAAAGGCAUUUAAAUUUUCCAGAAAAUCAUCUGCUCCAUCCCAUGACCCAUCCAGCACUCAGCACCACUCAGCUACACCCAUCACUCAGCUCCACACCCACAAUUUCCAGGAAACUAAUGGUGCAUUUUGUGCUCAUGAAGUUUUCUCUGGAGCUCCUUUGAAGAAGCUGGAAGCCAGAACAGCACCCUUGGAUGCCAUGGUAACACAGCACAUACAAAAGGGUUCAGUGAUUAAAGGGCUUCAAGACGAGAUUGUAGAUCUCAGACAACAUUUAUCAGGGGUGGAGUCAGGCGAUGGCCCCCACCAUUGUAUAAAUUGCUCUGCACAGCAGAUGCAGAGUAAACUGAAGGAAGCAGUGAGAAAGAUCUCUAUUCUGAGCCAAGAAAAGCAACAACUAAUUGAAAUGGGAAACAGACUUCGAGCAGAACUUGGUGUAGUAUCAAAGGAAGGACUUCAGCAUUACAUUAGCUCUAAACAGUGCCCUGUUCAUACUGUUUAUGGUGCUCUGUAUCCUAAAGAGCUUGCCAAUGAAGCACAACAUCGAUUCUCAGCUUUAGAGCAUCUACAGUACCAGCUUACAACACAGGAGCUCCAGUAUGCACAGCGACAACGUUUCUCAAGAUUGACUUCUAUGAUUACGUUUCCUAGCUCAAUAGAGAGCUUAAGUGCUGGAAAUGUUCCAAGUAGGAGUGGUGAGGGAGCGGAACUACCUGAGAUUCAGGUUCAACUGGAAUCUUCUGUUAGAAAUUGCAGUCCAGGGCAACAAAAGGAAUGUACAUCCUCAGAAACAGACCAAUCACAGCAACUCAGUAGGGAGAGCACUAGCCAAUCCCAACAGGCCUGGAUGUCAUCAUCUGGAGUACACAGCUCCCUCCAGGAUAUUUGGCAGAUUCUAGAUAUGGGAUCAAGCCCUUCUAUUCUCAGCCCUCAAAGCAACAUAGAUCAAGUAGAGUUCAAAGCUACCCACACAGCCAAGAAGUUUGAAGAGUCUCAGCAAAAUAUCGAAACUGGGGAUCAAGAAAGAGCACCAGCUGCUGACUUGACAGUCAAAGGAACCAACAUUGAAGUUCAACCAAAGUUAAUAGCCAACAAAUCAUCUCGGACUCACCCCAUAAAGUCAAAAAUCUCCCACCAGAUGCAAAAAAUCCGGAACUACAAUGUUAAACAUUGAUUUCUUUGACAGUAAGUUUAGCUCUGUACAAACUCUGAGUACAGGACUGCCCCUGCCCCUAAGAGCUUACAGUCUAAAUAGACCAGACAGCCAGAGGCUGGGGGAAGGGAUAGAACUCACUAGCAGAAUGAACAAGGAGAUGGCAGCAAAUGUGGGGUUAGUUCCAUAGUUUAAUUUUUACUGUUUAUUUGUUUACUCACUUAUUUUGGAUGGGUUUACUUAGGAGGGGAUAAGCUAAAUGGAAACAGAAGGGAAGUGGAUAGGAGAAGAGGAUAAGAGAGGCAAGGGUGACGUUCAGGUGAAGGGACUGUUGGGGAGAGGAGGGAGAGGGUUGGACAGCCAAUCAGCACGUAACUGAGAAAGUACAAUCAAAAGUGUGGAUGGUUCUCUGAAUAUCCAGAGGUCCUUGUUUUGGCACCUUUAGCCUCUUUGACUCCUCUCUGCACAUCUCCAGGGCACAGGGAAAGGGGUGAGGCAUCACUUGGGUACUAGUGCCCCCAAAGUGGGGUGUCUCCCCUACACAGUUCUGGGUUCAGGAAGGUGCUGAGGGAGGGAUAGCCCCAGCUUAUUGUUUGACCUUAUUAAAUGUCAGUUCAUCCACCUGCUUUCUGGAGGUUAGUAUAGAUUCCCAGCUAUUAAAGAUUUAAACUCUUGUGUCUUUAGGCAGAGCUUGCAGUUUUUAGCAAAAUUUUGUUGAGAAACACUGGAGUGUGGGUUAGACAGGGAAAAAUGUAUCUCUGUGGGCUGCCUUAGCAUGCUAUUUUCCUAUGCUUACUAACACUGCACUCAUUCUACAUACUGUAACAAUCAAUUCUCUGUAGCUGCUUAAUAUUAAUUUUAAAGUCAGGGGUACAAAGAGAUGGGCCCUGAUUCUGCACUACUUUGUACCUUCUGUAGGCAUUUAUGCGUGUGCAAAAUGGGUGUAAAAUGAUACAAAAACAGAAUUCUCCAUUCACUUACACUGGUGGUAUUGAUUAGCACAGGUGUAAGUGAUGUCACAAGUUUCAAGACUGUGAGAAUCAGGCUCAUUAAUAAUACUUCGAAUCUUUCAUUGGAUGAACUAAAAGCAUUGUACAAAUGACUAAGCCUUACAACAUGUUUCCAGCUGAAAUUGCAGGAAAAAUUUUGAGUUGUAAUUUGACCAGCACACCACUGUACUUAUGAAAAGUGUCAUGACCUUUGAAUGAUCAUGAGUUCUCAGGAUCUCUGUUUUGUUUCGUUUUGAAAAUGGCAAGAUGGCACCUCCAGUAGCAUUGCAGGAAGCUGGGGUAUUGGUUUCGUGCUAAAGCCCUGACUCUCCAAACAUUUAUUCAUGUGCUUAACUUUACUACUGGGAGUGGUCCUAUUGAAAAGGACUACUCGUGGUAGUAAAAUUAAUAAUGUGUGUGUUUGCAGGUUAAGAGCCUAAGAUGGAAGAAAGACUUACUGAAUCACCUGCACUUCUUCCUGCAACACAUAGGUGUCCAAAUUCUGUCUCUAGACAACCCUGCUCAGUUUGAGAUCUGAAAGGAACACAGUACAAAGUUGUACAGCGUGGCUGUAGGCAGCUCAAGAGUAACGUGAAAAAAUUGUUCAAUGUUCUGUUCAAAAAUGUUUUGCUUUAACAUAUAGAUAAUACGAAUGGUAAUACAAAUAAUAUGGUAUUAUAAAUAAUAAAUAAUAGUAAUAAGUUGCAUGCUUAGUAGCCAUUAAUUUCAUUGUGCUUUUAUUAUGUCAGUACUGGAUCUGAGGCGUCCUCUGUGCCCUUUCCCAAUUUAUUUUGCUUGAAGGUCCCAUCAUCAGAUUAAAUACUUUUUACAUUGUUCCUUCAUGGACCAGAACAACAUGAUGCAUUCCCCUCAUCCAGAGCCUGCUGUGACUGCAGCUCAAAGCACAGUGGUUUCCAACAAGUAGGGAAAUUUUGACCUCACAUCAUAGUUGCAGCCAACUGUUGCUAUACAGUUUGCCUGAAUUCAAAAGUUUUGAAAUAAUUAUAGAAUAUACAUUCCAGCAACUUUGCAACUCUUGUUUCCAAUGGUUUCAAUUUGAACAUGAAGAUUCAGAGCAGCUCGGUAUGAUGUGGCUCCGCAUCCUGGUGAGAAGUGCAAGGCUGAAGCAUUAAUAUGGUGAUACCCUAAUGAGGAAAGCCACAUUCCCAUUCAAUUAAUUGUUAUAACAACAUUCUAACAUCUGGUUGACCCUUAGAAAAUUCUUUUCCUACUAAACUGAUCUGUAUGGCCUGUACACUGGGUGUUUAGCUCAGAUUUCAAAAGUGGCUUUGGAUUUUAAAAUCUAUGGCAUGCCUGUUUAUGCAGAUACCUUGCCAGGAAGGCAAUUUUUGUUCAUUCAGCUUCCCUGAGCAACUUCUGCUUUAGCAAACUGUAGAUGGUGGCAAGAGAUGUUUUUGGUUGAUCCCUUCAUUCCAUUUUCUUCUUCUGAUGGUAAGAGGCAGAAUUUUAUUUUAUUGCAGUUAACAUUAGCUGAGAAUAACUCUUAAAUUGGUGUUGACCCAGCAGGAAUGGUACAAGAACAAAUAUACAAGGAGAAUAUACAACAUGGCAGA
Messenger RNA from Chrysemys picta bellii (western painted turtle), 5683 nucleotides. It is a transcript of the gene CCDC57, whose product is annotated as coiled-coil domain containing 57. Gene Ontology annotation, biological process: positive regulation of mitotic cell cycle; cilium assembly; microtubule nucleation. The record is from RefSeq and is a predicted model, not a curated record. Lineage: Eukaryota; Metazoa; Chordata; Testudines; Emydidae. Gene Ontology annotation, cellular component: centriole; spindle microtubule; centriolar satellite.